Molecule: messenger RNA, 657 nt
Organism: Anisakis simplex (herring worm)
Lineage: Eukaryota; Metazoa; Nematoda; Chromadorea; Rhabditida; Anisakidae
Source: the annotation of a GenBank genome assembly
AUGUUCGGUGGUCUUGAGGGAAUGUUGUUCGGCGGUCCGAUAAGGCCGUUCGAUAUGCAGUUGCGAUGCUUCUCAGCACCGUUCUUCAGUCGUGCUGAUUCCGAGAAAAUUAAUGACUUGAAUCACGGUGGAAAGAUUUUGUUACCACCCUCAGCAUUGGAUUCAUUGGUACGUUUGAAUAUUGAAUAUCCGAUGAUGUUCAAAAUUAAUUCAGUGAAUGAGGCAAAUUUGUUCACACAUUGUGGAGUGUUGGAAUUCUUGGCUGAAGAGGGACGCUGUUAUUUGCCGUCGUGGGUGAGGGAUUUUGUACGUAUCACGUACAGUUCAUUACCGAGUGCAACGUAUGCGAAGUUCAAGCCACAGUCGACUGACUUUCUCGCCAUCUCGAAUCCACGAGCGAUGCUCGAAGUGGAAUUACGCAAAUUCGCGUGUCUCACUAAAGGCGAUAUUAUCGCUGUUCAGUAUAACGAUCAACUGCUUGAAUUUUUGGUGAUGGAAGUGAAGCCAGGGAAUGCAGUAGCGAUAAUUGAAUGUGAUAUGAACGUGGAAUUCGAUGCACCUGAAGGUUACGUGGAACCAUCAUCAUCCACAGAGACUGCUUCCAAUUCGAAGGUCGUCUUUCUAUCGUCAACAUCGUAUUAUUCCUCAGUAAUAUAG